CUAAAUCUGAAGCCGCCACAUUCCACGGGGAGAAUAGAACUGGUUUUUUCAAGGCCGUUUCGCCGUGGUUUUUGUCCUCUACUCUUGACAGCCAAUAUCGACUGAAAGCUGUCUGUAGUAAUUUUCCUACGUUCGGCAUCAGACAUGCUAAAUCCAAAGAUUACGUUUAACAAUAGUGGGUUCGCUUUCCAUACAAUCCAAGAGAGGUGGCCGAAAAUCUUAACCCAGUUGAUUGACUCUAUCUACAGAAACCGUGAGAAAUACUGCAAAAAUGCUGAUGAUGACACAUCAAAUAAGUUAAAGGAACUGACACGACAUGUUGGCCAGUUGAGAUAUGAAAUAAUGACAAAUAAACCUCUAACUCUUCUGUUAUCAGCUCCUUUUAGUCCUUCAGAACUGCAAGUGUGGAACCAAGUGCUAUCGAGUUAUGGGAUGGGGACUGAGCCGUGUGAAAACGCACAGUGUCAGACGUUGCUUGUGUGCUGGUACGAUCUACCAUUCCUUUUCGCUGAAUGCUACUUAUACCGACGUAUCGUGGAUGCUGUAUUUCAAAGUGGUCUCAAUGAUUUUGACCCAUUUUUCUUGAAAAAGCAGUGCGGUCUCAAGAACUCUGGACCUUUCAUAAGCUCUCUUCUUUUGAGUUUAUCAAGACUUCAUGAUUUACCUUCCAAACAGGCGUUCGAUUUCUUUUUGCACUCAUCUUUAUGGGCGAACGAAUAUGAUUUAUCUCUCCGUCCUGAUGGCGAAUUUCAGCAAACUGGAUUCGAUCAAAUUUCAGAUUACAUCAAGCAUACUGAAGAGAAGACAAUCGUAAAUGAUAAAGAUGCAAUUCAUAAAUUCUCUAUGAACUUAAUGAAUCAUAAUCGUAAACUUCGUGUAGCUAUCAUACUUGAUAAUGCAGGUCCCGAGUUGAUAGCGGAUUUGUGUCUGGCUGAGUAUUUUGUAGCAAGCAACUCUGCUGACAGUGUUUCAUUUUAUGGAAAAUGUAUGCCAUGGUUUGUUUCAGACGUCACUCGUAGAGAUUUUGAUUGGUUAUUGAAUGUUAACCCCUUGGAAUUAGAAGAAAUUUGUAAUGAUCAACAAAUUCAUUCGAUUAUAAAAUGGUCUGAAGUUUGGAGAAAGCGGGUUGAGGAGAGAACUUUUCAGUUUAAGACUUCUUCCUUCUGGACUAUGCCUUAUGCUUAUGAUGAGAUGCAAACAGCUGAUGCUACACUAUAUGAAGACCUAUCAAAAAAUUAUGAUUUAAUUAUAUUCAAGGGCGACCUAAAUUACCGUAAAAUUGUUGGUGAUCGUCAGUGGAAACCUGAUAGCCCAGAGGAUAAAGUUAAUGCCUUCGGUCGAGUACAAAUUGGUAGGCCAUCAAGUUGUAAAUGUUCAGAAAGGUUGGCAAAUCUGAAACCUGGGAGCCCCAUUGUCGAUUGUUCAUGUGGUCCAAUGGUAGUAUCUCUUCGAAUAGCGAAAUCAGAUGUGGCUGUCGGUGUUAAUCAUGAUUGUUUGGUUGAGUUACAAAAUAAAAACAAAGACUGGUGGACUGUUGGACAAUAUGGUUUUAUUCAAGUUGUUUCUCCGAUUGCACACUGCACCUUAUAAAGUAACUUGUGAUAGGAUCUCAACUGCCUUACCUUAACUUACCUUAUGUUUUUAACCACAAUAUGAAUCCUUUUAUUUUUUCUUAUAAUUAUAACAGAAAACUGAUUAUCCUGUUAUCUUUAUUCCUUUUGCGUUAAUAUUCAUUAAUAUGCAAAACAUGUUUUUUUAACGAAAAAUGGUCUUCCUUUAUAUAUCUAUUGUCCAAUAUGUAUAGGCAUUAAGUCCCUAUCCACUUAACAACACAUUUUAAAUUGGUGCUCAAAAGCUCUCAUCCUCUCUUCACACGAUCUUCUCCAUGUCACCCUCGGACGCCUAACUCGUUGUCAUCUUGGAAUGUGUAAAUUUAAAAGCAGCAACUGGACUUCUUAAAAUCUGACAUUCAACUCAAAAUUGGACAAAUCCAUUUCGAUAGUGUGUUCGUCGGUGGAACAGCGGUAGAUUGCUUGCCAACCACUCAUGUGGAUCAGGGUUCGAUCUCCGACCGAUGUAUUCCUUCACGUCGUUAAGCCAGUAAAAAGACUGAUAAAGAGGGAAGGUUAGGCAUAAGGCCAGCAACCCCAUCCCGUAGAAGUAAACACAACUGCUAUCGAAACUUCAAAGCUCUAGCUCGAAGCCAAUGGGAACAAAAAGGAGUAAAAUAAAAUCAAUAAUUAAUCAACUAAAUAGAUCGAACAACACAGUAAUUAUACCGUACAUUAACACGAUAAAAUUCAAAGUUAAACAGAUUGUUGUGGGAAAAUCUCUACCCUUUGUUAUGAUCGGAUGAAAUGCAAAAGAUAAGGAAAAUGCGUACCAAAUAUUUGAGCAAUUUUCAUAUCAGCCUCACUUCAUAAAUAUAUGUGACAAAGUCUGGUGCUGAUGCAUCCACGAUCAGAUAUCGACCGUUGUAGAACCUUAAACAUACAAGAGAUAUGAUUCACAGUAGGAAGGGAUUCUCAAAAAUGUUCAAGAUGUUUCACCCGUAGAAAUUUGAGAAUAUAUCCAUUCUAUUAUAGACACAACAUAAGUAAAAGAUAUAAUGAUGACGAAAGUUAUGUUUAUGCUUCGAAAAAGUAAUCUGGUUUUUAAUUAAGGUUGAUUUUACCAGUUCAUGGUGAGAUGUGUGUGUGUGUGUGCUGUAUCUAAGUCAAACUCUGUCUUAAUCCGUCAUUCCUAUUCAGACAAUUUGAAUUCUAUUUAAUAUGAAGUGUUUCUGAUAUGAGGCUUUCUUUGUAAUUCUUGAAAUCUUUCUCAAUGAUUUCAAUAUUACUAAGAUCAAAAAGAAUAGUAACAUGGAAGAAUAAUAGAGCUUUAUGGGAUAUUUUAAAUCACAAAGAGUGAAUGCAUCUGCGCCAGACAUUGAGAACGACGAUUUCGAGCCAUAUCACAAAUUUUCUCCAUCCUUCAUUGGUUUUUACCAUCCCGAGGACCCUAACCAGUCAGGAAGUCUACACCUCGUGACUUCGCUGGCUGACUGGCUUAAACUAACUGUUGUGGAUUUCAUUGACUGACGAAGCCAUGUUUUGGUUUGACCACUACUAACUAACACUUUUCCAACCUGAUCCAUUCCAUGUCAGCAGCUAACAUUGCGGGUCGAGGAAGG
Messenger RNA from Trichobilharzia szidati, 3172 nucleotides. Lineage: Eukaryota; Metazoa; Platyhelminthes; Trematoda; Strigeidida; Schistosomatidae. The record is from the annotation of a GenBank genome assembly.